This is a messenger RNA of Solea senegalensis (Senegalese sole), 2466 nucleotides long. RefSeq names its product methyltransferase-like protein 24. The coding region runs from base 190 to 1317 and encodes 375 amino acids. The record is from RefSeq and is a predicted model, not a curated record. NCBI's taxonomy places the organism in Eukaryota, Metazoa, Chordata, Actinopteri, Pleuronectiformes, Soleidae. The transcript is spliced from 5 exons.
UGUGUCAACAAGGCCACAUUUUGGCCAAGGAAUGCGCUUCUUCAUCUCCGCUCUCCCCUGGGGGUAAACAAGGAGGAGGAGGAAGGAGGACUAGGGGAGGUCUCAGCUGGGACUUUCCUCAUUGCCCUGCAGGGAAAAAAAGUUGGGCACAGCGCCGGAGAUGUUCCCCGGUGCCGCCACGCUGGAGGUAUGCGAACCUGGGGACGCGUUUACCAGCAGCUUCCCCUGCGCUCGGGGAUUCUGCUGCUGCUGCUGCUGAUCCCACCGCUGCUCGUCGCGCUCCAGCUGCUCGUCGUCGGUCCACGGUUACCUCGAGCCGCAAGUCUGGGAUCCGACGAGCAGGGAGGCGCUGCCGUCGCUUUCUCUGUUCUCAACAUCGAACCGGAGAAGAGCUCGCGCCGGUGGGGAACUCCGUUCCUACGACCGCGUCUGGAGGAAGAGGAGGAGGAGGAUGGAGAAGGGAUCAGGGAGGGGACACGAGCCUACGAGGAUGAGAACGAAAUACAGGUUGGAUCCAGAGCAGUGGAGGUGCAGCCGUGGGCGGCCGGUAAGCCGUCAUUUACGGCAGAACUCGGUCGUCUCAUUGCAUACAUCACCAGGCCACAGUUGAACUGCUCCAGGGUUAUAUGUCCAGCUCAGGCUCAGGCCUCACAGCCUCCUGCAGAGUCACUCCACUGGCUGCUGUGUGCCGAGGCCUGGCUGCUUCCUGCUGCAGACAGACCGUGUGUGGCGUACUCCUUCAGUAUGGAUGGAAGAGAUGCCGACUAUCUAAAGACAGUGUCUGGGCUGGGGUGUGAAGUGCACAGUUUUGAUCCCAGCAGCACCAAUGCAUCUGCCGGUCCCCUUGGCAACAGUUUGGCUAGUAACCAUGGUGACAGAGGUGUGGUCAGCCAGCACAAGAUGUGGCUGGAGUGGCGCGCUGCAAGGAAGCGCAAGCACAAGGCAAGAGGCGACCUGGGUAGUGUCUCGCAAACGUUGGCAGACAUCAUGGCAGCUCUGGGACAUCACACAGUUCACUUUUUGUACGCUGACCUGCUCAGUGCAGAGUGGCGAGUUUUCCAGAACUGGAUUGAGUCAGGAACUCUGCAGAGUGUCCAUCAUCUGGUUGCUACAGUGCAUCUGCAAUGGGCAGGGUUUGAGGUGGGAGGAACUGAUGAGGAAGUGCUCUGCUAUUGGUUCAGCGUUCUACAGGGUCUCCAGGCUUCUGGACUGAAGCUGGUCCACAGCUCUGCAGGAGACGGUCACAGUGUCCUGAAACGAACAGUUGGACAUGCUCGCAGCUCCUACACUCUCAGCUGGGUCAACACGAGAUAUUGACAUGGGCACAGGUGAGUACACAUGCCUGGACUCUGUGGAGGACUGCAAACAAACACUAGAAGGGAACAGAAACUAGUGUUUUCUUGAAAUUAACUUUACCCCCACUUUCAUUUCAGACACAUGCUUUCUUGGCAUGACAUCUCCCUCUAGUGGAGAUGAACGGAUCUGUCUUUUUAUGACCGCUUACAGGAAAACACGGGUGUGUUUAAUGCUGGCUAUAUAAUAUGAUAUGAUAUGAUAUAAUAUAAUAACACAUUUAAAUAUACCAAACAGAUUUCUUACCAACACUUAACAUUUAUUUUCAUGUCUUUCAGUAGUUGAAUCACAGAUUUGCAAUGUUUUUAUCAAUAUCAUAUCAUACCGUGUCGCUCCUUAUGCAGUAGCAAUAUUUUGAAUGUAUAAUUAAAACAAUGAUGCGACAAUGAUUCUGUCGGCCUUUUGUGUGCAAUGUUUACAAUAAAAAAGAAGCUUUAAUUAUUUGGAGACUGAUCGUGCCUGCCUACUGUGAAUAACAUACAUUUUGCACUGCGCUAUGUACUGUAUAAGGCAAAGAAGGAAACAGUGGAAUCAUUAAUGUACAUUUUAUACACCAAUUAGUCAAGCCAAAGAACCUUUAUUAAUGACAUAAUCUAAUGACAUGUCUGUCUCCAAACUACACCCAUCAUCCUUGGCAACAAAAUAGCUAUACAGUAUAUAUUACAGUUUACAGUGUGUAGAUCAAAUAAAUGCAGUCUAUUACUUGUCAUAUCAUAUAUUUGUGGCUCAUUUUUUAUUCUUUUAUUUUAAGGCCAGCACAUUGGGCUGUGAGAAACAGUAUUUUGUUCCCAGGUACUUUGACAUGACACUAAAAAUAUCUUGAAUCUUGAAUAUUGAUAAGAAAUGUAUUAUUCUCAAGAUGUUUAUGGACCAAAAAGCAGAAUCCUUGACUUCAGAGAGACUGACUCAUGAGACAUGUGGUCGAUGAUCAAUGGGAGAGUUAGGAUUUGUUUACUAGGUACGUUUUGCUAUGUACGCCUGCUUUGUUUCUGUUUGAUAGGUUUCUUUGUGUUGUUUUUUAAAUAUUCUGAAUGAUUGUGUUUGUUUUUCAGUUCAUAUAUUAUGUGCUUGGUAUGUGUAUGUUGAUGUGAAUUAAAAAAUACCAUAUGUUUA